Grus americana (Whooping crane) is the source of this 2070-nucleotide messenger RNA. RefSeq names its product leucine-rich repeat transmembrane neuronal protein 2-like. Gene Ontology annotation, molecular function: protein binding. Gene Ontology annotation, cellular component: plasma membrane; extracellular matrix. Bases 48 to 1283 code for a protein of 411 amino acids. The transcript has 2 exons. Lineage: Eukaryota; Metazoa; Chordata; Aves; Gruiformes; Gruidae. The record is from RefSeq and is a predicted model, not a curated record.
GCCGCGCCCGGCGGGGAGCUCGGCGGGGCGCGGAGCGGCCCCGGAGGAUGGGGCGUGCGGCGGCAGGCGCUGGGCUGGGGACUGUGUCCCUCUGGGGCAGCCUCCUGCUCGCUGCCGGCCUUGCCCUCGACCCAGCACAGCAAAGCUGCAACUGCACGGAGCCCAUGGACUUCCAGGCUUUCCGGGAGGCUCCGCUCCCUGAGAGCUGCUGCCUCAACUUUACCGGCUCCAACAUCACCCACCUGGAGUGGAGCGUGCUGGUAGGGGUGUGGGGGCUGCGGGAGCUCUACCUCUCACACUGCAGCAUCAUGGAUAUCAGCAAUGCACAAGAAGUACCCCCUGCCUUGGAGAUCUUGCACUUAAGUCACAAUCUGCUGAAAAGUCUCCCUGGAAGCUUUCUAGAAGAUGCCCCCAAUUUGAGGAUCCUUUAUCUGGACAGCAACCAGCUCCAGGAGCUGCCCAAGUCCUUCCUGAAAGCAUCCACCCAGGUCCAGGAGGUCUACCUGGGCUUCAAUGCCCUGACCUUCCUCCCCACCAGCCUCCUGAAGCCAUCUCUGCUCCAGCUCCAGCUCUCCAACAACAGCUGGGACUGCAGCUGCGCUUUGCUCAGCAACCUGGAGGAUUGGCCCAGCCUGGUCACUGAGGUUAUCUGCCACACACCAGAGCGGUACCGCGGCAUGGACCUCCAGAGCAUCCCCCGGGAUAAGCUGUGCCGCUCGCACAGCCUCACUGCCCUCUUCAUCUGCCUGCCCCCUCUCCUCAUCCUCAUCAGCAUCACCUGGUGCUUCUGCAGGCGGAAGAGAAAGACCAACUACAGCCUUCAGAGCAGAUCCCACAGCCACCCAGCCACAGCAGAAGGGGACAAUGUGGUGGAGUCCCACCACUAUGAGCUGCCCACUGCCCCCUCUGAGACCAAGAAGAAGGUGCUGCUGGGGAGCCAGGUCCUGCUCCAGCCCUCUGCAGAUCUACUGGAGAGUGGCAGAGACCUCUACGAGGAGGUGGAGAUCCAGGUGGGAUCCCCCAGCAGUUCCCAGGUGCUGGCCCGUGAAGGACAGCAGGGCACGGGGCCAGGCAGUCAGUGGGACACCCCGGCACUGAGGGCAGAGGAGCUGGGGGGCAGCGAGCCAGAGGUUGACACCGUCAGUGUGAGUGAAGUCCUAAAGGACUCUGCCGACCGGGAGAAGAUCUACAUGAGUCAGUCAACCAACUAUUACAACCUGGUACCCGGCAUCGAGCUGGAGGACUCGGACAACCUGGAGUAUGAGACCAUCAACCUGCACUGAUGCUGGGACUCGGGCCGUGUCUGGGACAUGCUGGGAGGAUGGCAGGGGCUGGGCAGUAGCAAACACCAGCAGAGCAGGAGAAGCACGAGCCAUCCUGCCGUGGCUUACAGUGGCUGUUCGCAAAGUUGCACACCCAAAUUCCCAUCCCUUCCCCUGCACUAACAUGUGCACCCCUCGCUUGCCAUGUGCUGCAGCUGGGCAGGGGGUGUGAGGGUGCUUUGGGCACUGGGGGCUCUGCCACAGGCUGGCAGUGUUUGGGGACACACAGGCUGGCAGUGCCUGAGGAAGUAUGUGGAGAGGGGGUGGGGACUGGUUUUGGGGACUGGGUGACAAUACUAUGUGUGUCAGACCCACUGACCUCUCUUGCUGGAGUGAGAUGGCAUCUGGCAUGGACCUGCUGCUCCCCAGCCCACAAAGAACAGGGUCCGGGGACAUGAAAUGGGGCUGGCUCUGCCUGCGUGGUCUGAGGGGGGAUCAUGUGUGGACAGGGUGCCCUGGGCUUGGCAGGGGGAGCUGGGGGUGGCUGGACCUGCUGCCCACCCCACAUCCCACCCUGCCCCACUGCGUGGUAUAGGGGCUUGAAACAGCUGGUCCGUGUGUGCUGCUGCGUGCAUGAGUGUGUGUGUGUGCAGGGACUGUGCAUGGGUGGGCGUGAGCAGGUGCGUGAGGUGCACAUGCACACAGGGAAGCACUGGGGGGGGGCCCUUGCAGCCUCCCCUGCCCGAUGUGCUGCUAAGCCCUGUAGGAUCCAGCUCUUAAUAAUAAAUAAAUAUUUUUACCCCUGGCA